AUGGAGCGCUCAUACGCCAGUAUGAGUCCUCUGCUAUAUGCCAGCAAGUCUCAGUGCAUUAAACAGGAAUUAGCGGAAAAGCAGAGACAAGUGGAAAAUUUCCUCAAAUUUCUGGCUGAAGACUAUGGAACUAGUGUAAAUAGAGCUGUCACAGAGACUCAGACCCAACUCCACAGGAGAAAAGAAGUUACUCUCCCCAGCACAGAAGAUGUGAAGAUAAUGUACUCCUACAUUAUCAAUCAGAGAAGUAAAUAUUUCACAGAAGUGAAAUCAAAGUUUUCACCGGCAUCAUGGCGAAAACUUGGUGAAACUGCCUUGUUAUCCUUACUCAUUUUUAAUCGCCGCCGACCUGGGGAACUCGAAAGUCUCCACAUUGAAGAUUUUUGGAGCUAUCGUGGUAUCAAUGACAUGUCUGAUAAAGAGAUCUACGGAACUUUGAGCGCUGAAGGGAAAGCCCUAAGACACGUACGUUUUGAAAUUCGUGGCAAGCGUAAUCGUAGUGUCCCUGUUUUGGUGGAUGAGGAUGUUUUAGAAUGCCUGAAAAUCAUUGUUGAGUAUCAGGGGGCCGCAGGUGUGCCAGAGACUAAUUUAUGUCUAUUUGGACUCCCGUCAGAUGACAAAGAUCGUGACAAAUUCCUCAGAGCUUGUGACUUGAUGAGGGAAUACUCAAAAAAAUGUACAGCAGCUAUUCCUCACUUGCUUCGUGGCACUAAGCUGCGUAAGCACAUUGCCACCAGAUGUAUUCAUUUGAAUCUUGACAAGACAAGGAAGACAAGAAAGAAAAGAAGAAAACCCCCCAUUACGACGUCACUCACCACGUGA
Molecule: messenger RNA, 822 nt
Organism: Fopius arisanus
Lineage: Eukaryota; Metazoa; Arthropoda; Insecta; Hymenoptera; Braconidae
Source: RefSeq, a predicted model, not a curated record